Pararge aegeria (speckled wood butterfly) is the source of this 4672-nucleotide messenger RNA. Its product is annotated as speckle targeted PIP5K1A-regulated poly(A) polymerase-like. Lineage: Eukaryota; Metazoa; Arthropoda; Insecta; Lepidoptera; Nymphalidae. The record is from RefSeq and is a predicted model, not a curated record. The coding region runs from base 118 to 2856 and encodes 912 amino acids. Gene Ontology annotation, molecular function: RNA binding; RNA uridylyltransferase activity. The transcript has 11 exons.
AGUCUAUGGCCACUUUGUGACGUAGGUUGUUGCUACCGUUGAACUUUAUUAAAAUUCUAUUUUUCUUAUUUUAUUAGCAACUCCGUAAAUCAAGAAAUCCCGUCACCAUAUAAUUCAAUGAAUAACGAAGAUUCACAGCUCAGCAAAAGUCUCUCGUGGCUACUUCGACACGGCGCAAUUAAAGAAAGGCUUAAAAUAAGCCCAGAAGGAUACAUAUCAGUGCAGGACAUUCUUCAGCACAGGUUAUGCAGGAAAUACACUCUAUGUGAUAUUCAAAGAGUUGUUUCCACCAAUGACAAGCAGAGGUUCAAGUUAAGGAACAACCCAGACACUAAAGUUCUUGAGAUAAAAGCACACCAGGGACAUACUAUCAGUGAAAUAGAUGAUAGUGGGCUGACACCAAUAUUAGAGGCAAAGUGCAAAACAGUGGUUCACGGUACAUACAACAAAUGGUGGCCCUACAUUAAAAUACAAGGACUGAGUUGUAUGAAAAGAAAACACAUACAUUUAGCCAAAGGUACUCUUGAUGACCCCAACAUUAUAAGUGGAAUUCGGAAGGACGUGGAAAUCUAUGUAUUCAUAGAUUUGGCCAAAGCAUUAACAGAUGGAAUAAAGUUCUACGAAUCAGAAAAUGGAGUUGUUUUGACAGCAGGCAAUAAAGGAUAUUUAGAGAGCAAAUAUUUUUCAAAAGUAAUCCAAGUUGAUACAGGUUUCCCGACAUACACGCAGCCGCAAGACCUCGUGCGCGUGUUCGAGAGCUACGGGUCCGUCAAAGUGGACAAGAUAAGCAACAAGUUCGCAUUAUUAAACUUCUCGGACGCAGAUGACGCAAAGGAAGCCAUCGAUGACACCAACAAGGUGAACAUCUACGGGGAGUUCCUCACCGUGCGCGCCUUCAGCAGCCGGGAUUCCGCCAAGCAGAACGCCGCAAAGAAAAAGCAGAAAGGCGCGAUCGUGGAGCCGCGCCUCAUCAGCCUGGCGGGCGACUUCCACUCGCAGCUGGACAGCGUGCUCAACGCCGUGCGCCUCACGCAGGAGGAGGUCACCAAGCUCAGCGCGCUCUACGCCGACCUGGAGCGGUACCUGCAGCAGCUAUGGCCGGGCUGCGUGGCGCUGCCCUUCGGCUCCAUCACCACGGGGCUGGGCAUCAAGAGCAGCGACGCGGACUGCUUCAUCCAGCUGCCGGCCGUGUUCCGCCACCCCGACACCAACUUCGUCAACAAGGCCAAGAAGCUGCUGCAGAAGUACCCGCGCGCGUUCGCCGAGGUGCUGGCCAUCCCGCGCGCCAACACGCCCAUCGUGAAGUGCUUCCACGUGCCCACCGCCGUGCACUGCGACCUCACCUUCAAGACGCCGCUGGGCGCGCGCAACAGCAGGCUCAUCGCCUUCCUGCUGCACGCCGACCCGCGCCUCGUGCCCGUCGCGGUGGUCCUCAAAUACUGGGCAAAAGUUCACGGCCUCUCUGGAACUGGCAAAUUGUCAAACUACGCCCUCACCAUGCUCAUCAUAUUCUACCUUCAGCAACCAGAAGCUAUCCUACCAUCGGUUGAGUGGCUGCAGAGAGACAGCAGCGAUGACGUCAUCAUCGACAGCUGGAACACCGGUUUCAAGUGCAACCACGAACUUCUGCCGAAAACAAAAAACACUUCACCCAUUUCUGAACUUUUGGGAGGAUUCUUUCAAUAUUACUCAUCUUUCGAUUUUGAUAAAAAAGUCGCAUGUCCGCUCACAGGCAGUCCGUUGGCCAAAGAGCUAUUCACGGACCUGAACAACCUCCCCCCUGUGUUUGAGAGAUACAAGAGAAAUGUAAUGGAGCGCUCUAGCCUGCCCUUGAAGUUCACAACGUCCAUGUGCGUGCAAGACCCGAUCGAUCUGAGCCACAAUGUGGCUUGCUCCAUCAACAGUCGACUGGCCUUUGAAAUUAAAGCCUAUUUCAAAUUCGCCGCAGACGCCUACGAGAAAGAAAAGGAAAAUGGUUGCACGGGUUUCCUAAAAAUCCUUCUCUUGCAAAAGCCAAAACUACCCCGAAAAGAAAAUUUACUGGAAUACAAAUUUGUCUUGUAUCCGCACAUUUUGCAAUUCAUCGACAGUGCAGAUUGGAAAACGGUAGUUCGAGAAAUCAUGAUGCAAUUGUUUGAGAUGUGCAAAAUUUGUUUGACGAAGGUUGAAGAGAAACCAAUCGAAGGGGCCAGAAAUCAGAGGGAAAGGUAUACGGGAACUAUUGUCAAAGCCAUAUGGAAAAGAAAACAGUUUACUAAACUUUACAGUUGUUCCAAUCUCAGUUUUAUCACGAAACAAACGCGAAUAACCGAGGAAGUUAUGAAAGUAGUCAAAGAAUCGUUCAGAGUGAAUUUUCAAUUGACCUUAACUUAUGCCCACAAUAGUAGAAACGUUUUAGCCUCGAUCAAAUUGAUCGAAGGCGAAGUGAUCUUGUUCUUAGAAUUCGGUAAAUUUUUCAAAUCCAGUUUUCAAGAUUGGUUCUUGACUUUGCUGAGGCCGUACAUCCUCUCUAAAGAUAAAGCGAACGCACCCGUGGCCAACGGUAGCUCAAGGGAAAGCGACAGCCAAGCGACAGACAACACUGAAGACAAACCCGCUGGCAUUCAAGAUGCAGUAGUGACACGUGAGGAUUCUGACAGUAGUUCCGAAAAUAUUCCAGACACCAUUAACAACACUAUUGACACUAACGAUAAUAACACUGAAGACCCAAAAGAUAGGGCAACUGACACAAAAAACUCAAAAGAUAUUGCCACUGACACUAAACACAUAAAAGACAUUGACAAUGACACUAAAUAUAAUGCCAAUAAUGACACAAACGGCAAUGACACUAACGAUAAUAAAACAAGUACACAGUGAACCCCCGAGUGCCAUUAAUAUAAGCCCAGAAAAAUACGUAGAAACUUACUUUACUUUACUUAUCGAAUUGGAUAAUAAUUUCUAUAGAGUAAAGAUGCUAAAGGCAAAAUCGUUCUUGGAGGCUAAUGACGACCGCACAUUUUAACUUAAUUUAAUUUUUUUUUGUUAUUAUUGAACUUGUACAUUAUAUUUUAAAAUGCAAAAAUACCAUAAUAAUAAAGAGUAAUUAGUACUUUAAUAUUAAAAUUUGUUGUAACGUUAUUUGUAUGCAUAGUUUUUUUACAGUUGAAGCGGAGUUGGAAAAAUCCCUUUUGCACGCCCGCAUUUAACGUCGCGUCGUAAGGCGUGACGUCACGCUUUUAUCUUGCGUCUACUUUCUAUUGCAUAACACGAGAUUCAAGAGGAAUCUACCGUCUUUAUCGGUGUAAUAAAACAGCGGUUAAAUUUUAUAAUGUUUUAAAUGCAUCAAUUUAACUAAUCUAUUACUACGGGUCCACGUAUAAAUAAAAUAUCGGCUGUAUUUACCCGCAAUAACGGAUUUUAUGACUGACAUAGUUUAAAAAUUAAUAGGCGGUUUUCAGUACAGAAGUAAUUUUAUCACAAAGACAAUCUUUUCUUUACCCUUAAUUUACGAUUUAUACGCUCCUAAUCGAAGUUCGGAUUCGACUUUCGAUUCUCAGUAACGUCAAAGUAAACAAAAUUCAAGUUACUGGUUUUAAAAUUCUUUGUUACGCUCGGGAUAUAUAUCCCGGCACUCAUGACCUGAAUGAAACCUACUAGAAAAAUGUGUGUGAUGGGUUCUAUUCCUGGACCGCAAGUCAUUUUGACAAGGGUGAUAGCUUGCCAACAUGACUGUUUUGUAUGACAUGACAGGCUGCGAAUAUUAGCACCCGCCGCGACAAAAUUACAGUUUCACUCGUGUCACGCUAAGAUCAUAUACAUUGUUCCUAAAUUCAUUUUUCCGAUUAAUGUGCAUGGAUCUUGCUUAGAUUUAGCAAUAAUGCAAAUGCAAUGUGCAUUUAACCUAGUUUAACCUAGCUACAAAAAUAUUCUAAAUGUAAUGAAGCAGAAUCAAUGUAUACUUAUAUAUAACCCAGUAGCGGGUUCACACGAUUCGAUUUUAGUUAACCGACAAUUGUUACUCGACAAAAUAAAACUAAUUAAAAUGAACACGUACUGACGGUUCAAUUAAAAUUGAUUCAACAUUGGUUCAAAAGAUGGCAUUCAUCCAAAAAAAAACUAAGCUCAUGUGCUCGGCGUGAAACAAUACCGAAGUGAAUGUUGAUAGGUUCAGAUGAGUCGAAUCCCUUUCAACAAGAGACUUCCAGGUGAAAUCGAUAUUUAUUGUUUAAAUUUAAUUAAACGCCUGUUCAGACGGUUCAUCAACUAAAAUCGAAUCUUGCCAACCCGCUAUAACUAAAACCCCACUAUCCUUUGGUCUAUAACGCAUGACGACGUCGCAUAAUCAUCGGCAAAUGGAUUCACUCUGAAUACAACAGGAUUGGCAAACAAUAUAAAAGUACUAUGUAACACUAGCAGAGGAAUAAAAAUGUUUUCUGUUACUUUUAACCGAAAUAAAUGAGCCUUAGCGUAUGCCAUGCGUCAUGUGACAAGGUACCUUGUGCCUAGUUGGCACACAUUAAGCCAUAAACAAGUAUAAAAAAAAUUAAAAUGUGUGUAAAACUGAGCUGCCUAGACGCUUAUUGUUAUAUGAAUAUAGUCCUUUCUUUCAAGUACAUGUUACUUUUGUCUCCUGUAUCUAGUUGAAUAUUAUAUUCAUUGUUUUGAGAACUUAUCUAGUAUUAAUUAUAGCGUU